AUGAUGGCGGCGGCCGUGGCGGCGGGGGGAGCCCCCGAGGUGAUCGCCCAGCUGGAGAACGCGGCUAAAGUGCUGAUGGCACCACCUUCCAUGGUCAAUAAUGAACAACGUCAGCAUGCUGAACACAUAUUCUUAUCGUUUAGAAAAUCAAAAUCACCGUUUGCUGUUUGCAAGCAUAUUUUAGAAACUAGUAAAGUGGACUAUGUCCUUUUUCAAGCCGCCACCGCAAUAAUGGAAGCAGUUGUACGAGAAUGGAUUCUAUUGGAAAAGAGUAGCAUUGAAUCACUACGAACAUUCCUUUUAACGUAUGUCUUACAAAGGCCGAACCUCCAGAAGUAUGUACGGGAGCAGAUAUUGUUAGCAGUAGCAGUAAUAGUGAAACGAGGGUCCUUAGACAAAUCAAUUGAAUGCAAGAGCAUUUUUCAUGAAGUCAGCCAAUUGAUAAGCAGCGGUAACCCCACUGUGCAAACAUUGGCUUGUUCCAUUUUAACGGCAUUGUUGAGCGAGUUCUCAAGUUCAAGUAAAACCAGCAACAUUGGACUAAGCAUGGAGUUCCACGGUAACUGCAAACGAAUAUUUCAGGAGGAUGAUCUCCGUCAGAUUUUCAUGCUUACAGUAGAGGUACUACAGGAAUUCAGCCGGCGUGAAAACCUUAACGCUCAGAUGUCUUCAGUCUUUCAACGUUACCUUGCACUAGCCAAUCAGGUCUUAAGCUGGAAUUUUCUUCCUCCAAAUUUAGGCAGACAUUAUAUAGCUAUGUUUGAAUCCUCACAAAAUGUGAUGCUAAAGCCAACAGAGUCCUGGCGCGAGACCCUCCUGGACAGCAGAGUUAUGGAGCUUUUCUUUACAGUACAUCGAAAAAUUAGAGAAGACACAGAUAUGGCACAAGACUCGCUGCAGUGCCUAGCCCAGCUAGCCUCUCUUCAUGGGCCAGUGUUUCCGGAUGAAAGUUCUCAAGUCGAUUACUUGGCUCACUUCAUUGAGGGAUUGCUCAACACGAUCAAUGGAAUUGAGAUAGAGGACUCUGAAGCAGUGGGGAUAUCCAGUAUAAUCAGCAACUUGAUCACUGUAUUUCCUCGCAAUAUAUUAACAGCCAUUCCAAAUGAACUUUUUUCUUCGUUCGUUCACUGCCUCACACACCUCACUUGCUCUUUUGGCAGAAGUGCUGCCUUGGAAGAAGUGCUUGACAAAGAUGACAUGGUAUACAUGGAGGCAUAUGACAAGCUCUUGGAAUCCUGGCUUACUUUGGUGCAAGAUGAUAAACAUUUCCAUAAAGGCUUCUUUACCCAACAUGCUGUUCAGGUUUUUAAUUCUUACAUCCAGUGCCACUUAGCUGCUCCUGAUGGUACAAGGAAUUUGACUGCCAACGGUGUGGCCUCUAGGGAGGAGGAAGAGAUAAGUGAGCUGCAGGAGGAUGACAGAGAACAGUUUUCUGACCAGCUGGCCAGCGUAGGCAUGUUGGGAAGAAUUGCCGCCGAGCACUGUAUACCUCUCCUUACAAGUCUAUUAGAAGACAGAGUGACGAGGCUUCAUGGCCAGUUACAAAGGCAUCAGCAGUUAAUUGGCUCACCAGGAUCAGGAUCCAUUGACAAUAAAGCACUUGAUGAUCUAUAUGAGGACAUUCAUUGGCUUAUUCUCGUCACAGGCUACCUCUUAGCUAAUGAUACUCAGGGAGAGACUCCGCUAAUACCUCCAGAAAUAAUGGAGUAUUCCAUUAAGCAUUCAACUGAGGUUGACAUCAAUACAACGCUUCAAAUUCUUGGAUCUCCAGGAGAAAAGGCCUCUUCCAUUCCAGGGUACAACAGAACCGAUUCUGUUAUUAGGUUAUUGUCUUCUAUUCUAAGAGUUUCGGAAGUGGAGUCUCGAGCAAUAAGAGCAGAUCUAACGCACCUUCUGAGCCCACAAAUGGGAAAAGAUAUUGUGUGGUUCCUUAAGCGGUGGGCAAAAACUUAUCUCCUAGUAGAUGAAAAACUAUAUGACCAGAUAAGCCUGCCAUUCAACACAGCAUUUGGUGCUGACACUGAGGGUGCACAAUGGAUUGUGGGUUACCUCUUAGAAAAAGUAAUCAGCAAUCUUGCAGUGUGGAGCUCGGAGCAGGACCUUGCAAAUGACACUGUUCAGUUGCUAGUAACGUUGGUAGAAAGGAGAGAGAGGGCAAAUUUAGUAAUUCACUGUGAAAACUGGUGGAACUUAGCAAAGCAGUUUGCCAGGCGGAAUCCACCUCUUCACUUUUUGUCCAGCUCUGUGCAACGAACAUUAAUGAAAGCCUUAGUUCUUGGAGGUUUCGCUCACAUGGACUCAGAUACCAAACAGCAGUAUUGGACAGAGGUUCUCCAGCCACUUCAACAGCGAUUCUUGAAUGUGAUAAACCAAGAGAACUUCCAGCAGAUCUGCCAAGAGGAGGAGGUGAAACAGGAAAUCACUGCCACCUUAGAGGCACUUUGUGGCAUUGCUGAGGCUACCCAGAUAGACAAUGUAGCAAUUCUCUUUAAUUUUCUAAUGGACUUCCUCACCAAUUGCAUUGGACUAAUGGAGGUGUACAAGAAUACGCCAGAGACUGUUAACCUCAUCAUAGAAGUUUUUGUUGAAGUUGCACAUAAACAAAUAUGCUAUCUUGGAGAGUCUAAAGCCAUGAAUUUGUAUGAAGCUUGCCUGACCCUACUUCAAGUAUAUUCCAAGAAUAAUUUAGGUAGGCAGCGAAUAGAUGUUACAGCAGAAGAGGACCAAUAUCAGGAUCUUCUUCUCAUCAUGGAGCUUCUUACUAACCUGCUUUCAAAAGAAUUUAUAGAUUUCAGUGAUACAGAUGAAGUAUUUAGGGGGCAUGAACCUGGGCAAGCCACAAACAGAUCUGUAUCAGCAGCAGAUGUUGUCUUAUAUGGGGUGAAUCUAAUUCUGCCUUUAAUGUCCCAAGAUUUGCUAAAAUUUCCAUCACUAUGUAAUCAGUACUACAAACUAAUCACGUUUAUUUGUGAAAUAUUUCCUGAGAAAAUUCCACAACUUCCAGAUGACUUGUUUAAAAGCCUUAUGUAUUCAUUAGAAUUAGGGAUGACGUCAAUGAGUUCAGACGUUUGCCAGCUCUGCUUAGAAGCUCUGACGCCAUUAGCAGAGCAGUGUGCAAAAGCACAGGAGACAGACUCAUCCCUCUUUUUAGCAACAAGGCACUUUCUUAAGAUGGUUUUUGAUAUGCUGGUACUGCAAAAGCACAAUACAGAGAUGACAGCUGCAGCAGGUGAAGCAUUUUACACGUUAGUAUGUUUGCAUCAGGCUGAAUAUUCUGAAUUAGUUGAAACAUUAUUAUCAAGUCAACAAGAUCCAAUAAUUUACCAGCGGUUAGCAGAUGCCUUCAACAAACUUACUGCAAGCAGCACUCCGCCUACGCUGGACCGUAAGCAGAAGAUGGCCUUCCUCAAAAGUUUAGAAGACUUUAUGUCAAAUGUCGGCGGACUCCUCUGUGUAAAGUAAACUCCAGAACUGUAUGCCUAACUUAGACCCUUUCUGCAAAAUGCACUGAAAAACGCUGAAAGCUGACUUAAUCGUAAUGCCUGUUUCUGGGUUUUUCGCAGCCAUCUAAGAUUUUAGAGAGCCUGGAAGUUUUGAUAUAGUGCAGUGGAAUAGGAGAUGUCAACUCUAAAAUCAGCUUCUGCUAAUAUGUGUUAGCCACAGUCUGUCAUACCUUUUUAUGUUGUACAGAAUAAACAGAAAAACUGAAAUCUUAAAAAAAGAAUUCCACAAGUGCAUACAGAUAUGGGGCACAGUAAAAACAAGAACCAGUGCCUUGUCCCAAAUGGCCUCAAAUAAUGACGAUUCAAACUCCUAAAAGAUUUUUUGUUGUUGUUGCUAUAAACCCUUUUAGUGUGUGAUUUAGACACAUGCAGAACUGUAAAAAAAAAUCCUAAGCUUUAUUUUUCCUCUCUGAAAACUCUGUGUAAUCCAGUGAAGAAGAAGAAAAACAAGACCACCAAAUGAUAUUUUUUAACUUGGAUUUAGUUUUGUUUUGUUUUUUACAUCAACCUGGCGUUGCAUGUUUGUGUACAAGUUUCUACAUUAUAUGCUGCUGCCCUAAAGUUCAGAAAGAAGAAAGGUGUAUAUUUUUGUUUCCCCUGAAGUGAACUUUAGGAACUGUAGCCAUUUCAUUGCCUUAAUUUAAAACAAUUUUUUUAAUAAAAAGCUGAGGUAAGUUAGGUGAGAAAUCUAAGGCAAGCUUUGGGUCUUCAGGUCUGGUUUAGAAUGUUGGCAUUAAGCUGCUGUGUAUCUGCUUGCAGCCUUUGUGUGUGGAGAGUAUUAUGUCAGUGUGAGUGUAAAGAGAAGUUCUUGUGUAAUUUUACUUUAAAUACCUGUUGAUUCACACCCAGGUCACACACAACUGCAGUGUAUUUCUAGACUGAACUGUUUGCUGAAGCAAUAAUGUUUCAAAAGGUGUAAAUUAUUGAUUUCUACAAACUGUUUUUUAUAUUGGGGCAUUAGAUUCAAUGGCUAGACUACCUGAGUGUCAAACUCUUCUAGCCAAGGGCCAUGGAUGCUUAAUUUCACAAUUCAGAAUACUGAACUGUGAUCUGAUGUCUUUCCACCAUCGUCAGAUUCUCAGUGCUGUCUUCUGCUGCUCUGAUCCCAUUUGUUCAAUGUGUUGGCACUUUAAAGAUUUAAGAUUAUCUGUAUGGUUUUCAUUCUGCACCCACCAAAUAGGAGGUUGCCAUGGGAACAAAGUGUCAGGAAUUCAAUAAUAUAGAAGCAGGGAAUUUGCUAAUAGUUACAAGCCAAACUAAACCAACAUGAAUGCAUAUGCUGCUGAUUUAAAAUGAACAAUUAUUGAUGAAGGAAGGGGAUAAUUUGUCUCCAAGGCAUUGUGUUUCAUAUUCUGCAAGAUGUGAGCUAUUGAAUGUCUCAAAGGAAUUGUUUUUACAUUUUAUAUGGGGAUGUAUAAAACACUUGCCUCUUCAUAGCAUCAUGUUUGCAACUGCAUGCCAUCCUUGAGCUAUUCAUCUCAAAAUUUAAUCACACUACCAUUUGAAAUCUUUAGCAUUGUGGAGUGUUAUAAGGGUCCAAAACAUAAUUCUUUAAUUCCGUCUUGACAAGCCAUGAACUCAGAAAUCAGAGCCUCUAAUUUCUGGAAAUGUGAGAUACCAUGAUUAUCUCUAGAAGCAUUAAAAAUGAGCAAGUUUGCAAGAUUCCUUUUAAAGUGGAAAAUACCUGCAAGGCAAUAGUGGAUCUUGCCCAGGGAUUGUACCUUCUUGGUUGGUUUGGGGAAGAGUCUGCCAAACACUGCUGCUGUACAAACUCCAUUUGUUUCAGGGGUGUGUGUUCCGGUUUCCUUGCAGCUCAGUGCAAAAUAAAUGGAACUUGUGCACAACUUUGCUUGGUGGAUUGCUUUUAAAAUUAAGAGUUGUCAAGACUUAUUUGUAAUCUUAAACUUACUUCCUCAUUUUAAAUGUAUAUUAUAUUAAAGGGACACUGUCCAGUACAUUUUUACCUGACAUUUUGUAACUGUUAGUAAUUUCUCAGGAGGCUAACUUUCCUGUUUUUGUAUUUUUUUAAAGUAUGAAUAACAUUCUAUCUUGUCCUUCCCCAUCCAACAUGUUUCCAGAUGUCACAUUAUGUAUCUCUACUUUCUGAUUGUAGGCAUUUAAACAAUUUCUGGCAUAUUACAGUAGCUCUGGAAACCUGUUUUGGGGCAUAUGCACCUUCACCACACUGCAAAGCUCUUUAUUGGUCAACUGUGUCCAUGUCUCUUUUCUUUUCUGUUUUUAAAGCAGUCUUUAAUUGGGAUACUUCGUACUUCUGCUAAUGGUGCACAAACUAGGCCCAUGAAAGUCAAUAAAAACGCACAAUG
Molecule: messenger RNA, 5827 nt
Organism: Elgaria multicarinata webbii
Lineage: Eukaryota; Metazoa; Chordata; Lepidosauria; Squamata; Anguidae
Gene: XPO4
Product: exportin 4
Exons: 23
Coding region: 1-3462 (1153 amino acids)
Biological process (GO): protein export from nucleus
Cellular component (GO): nuclear pore; cytoplasm
Molecular function (GO): nuclear export signal receptor activity
Source: RefSeq, a predicted model, not a curated record